AUGGAGCUGUCUGAGGAGGUUCACCGCAUGCGGUAUGACGCUUAUGAGAUACGACCACAUCGUCAGCUGGACAGAGGAGUGAGACUGCACAUCAACGAGAGGACCAGACCCCCUGGCUGUCAGGAUGGAACUAGGUACUCUGUCGAGGAGACAAACCAAUUUCAUGGGCAGGCCCAAGAAAAUGAACGCACGGGUACAUUUUCUCUCCCAAGGCAAAUAACAGUAAGGAGGUUAGUAUACUUACGGCGCAAACAGCGUCCGAACAAUCUGAUCCUGUUACUCCACAAAAGCAGUGGUAUACAGUAAAAACCCGCGAGUAAGAAAGUGAAAAUUAAGAACCUGUUACCCUAAAAUUUGUCAUUUAUACCUCCUAUAAACAAGAACCUGUUUAGCCUAGAAAAUGAAAAACAGGUUCAUAUUUUUUUAAAUCAUAUUAGUGAAAUGCAGCUGCAAAGCUGUGCAAGAAUCCUGUUUGGAGAAUUAGGAGCUUGGCAUUGCUGUGCAAAUAAAAGUGCCAAUUUAUUAACGUAAUAAAAAAAUAAAAGUGUAAGAGGUUAAUUUUGUUGUAUUGUUUUUUGAAAUACUGUACUUCAAUAAAACACAGCAAUAGAACCGCAAAUAGCCUAAAAUUGUGUUAACUACCAUUUAAGUUAGAACCUGUUUAGGUUAACUCCAGAAAAUGUAGGUUCUUACUCGCGGGUUUUUACUGUAUGGCAAGGAGCUCUCCUACAAACUAGGUAGCAUGUAAUCUAAUAAACUGAACUACAGAGAGGGGAGGGUUGGUCCUUUUAUCGACAGUCACGUCAUGAUUAACGGGCCCGGAAAGUUGUUGUUGAUUACAUUUAAGAAAGAGACUGGUUUCCUUUGUUAGCCAGGAACCACGCUCUUGUUCUUUAGAUUUUCAUUUGAGUAUAUGAGUUUUAACCUCGUCCCAGGGCUUUCACCUCCUCAAAGGGAAAAGCCCCUGGGAGGACUGGGGACGAGGUUGUUUGUACCGUUGUAGUUAACAUGUCCUCUGACGUAAUGUGAUAUGCAAGCCAAUCAGGUCAUGCAAUCUUUCCAGGUAGUACCCUGGGUACCAGAGGUUUUUCUCGCGUGCGUGACUUGACAGAAACCGAAAACCGCGCUAGAAAAGUCUCUGGCACCCAGGGUAUCGUGGUAGUCGCGGCAUAAGACUGGAAAAGAAUCUCCGCUGGAGUUUGGUAUUCGAGCAAAAUUUGCAAUUCUAGCGGGUCGGGGACGGUAGUAGAAUUUGUCUUGCAAGGUUAAGUAAACAUGGCGGCCGAAAGGAUGCGAAGGAGACUGUAUAAUUUCACGUUUUUACAUGUUAUAAAAAUAUGAAGGGCGCACUGAGCAGUUUUUCUCCGGCUCACACUUACGUAUCGAUCAGCUUAAUUUUGUCAGAGAGGACAAGGCAAAUCGCUUUGUUUAAAAUCUUUUUACCAUCUACGUCCCUAUACAGAUCAUAAUCAACUCAGUCUGCAUCCUAUGAAUGUUGUGAACUCGAAUUAAACGCGAACGCUUACAAAAAUUUGCCUAUGACUUAUCGUUUCCGUUUCUGAUUAUAUGCAAAUCUAGCGUUCAUAGACCGAUCUUUUAAGCAUAAAACGCGUAAGGUCGCUGUUUGUGAGUUGUAUUCUUGAUUAGCGCAGGAAAAAGUUAGUGUUUUAAUAUGACCGUUGACGGCUGACUGUGAAACGGUUGUAAUUUUUCUUACAAAAGAGGAAACCUAAAAUUUUCGGAUUCGAAAAUGUGAUGGAGAGAGGAAUCAGAAAAAUUCUCACUUUCCUAAUACGUUAAAUUGCAUCUAAAAUUUUAGGGAGAUGGUCUGCAUUUAAUUUAAUUAUUGACUUUAUCCUGCAGUUCUAUAUAUUCGUAUAUUCAUUGUUUGUUAAUCACCGUUUUUGACAGAUUAAAAAGACGUUCAGGGUAACCAAUCACAUGCAACAGUUCUCAGAGAAUAAUUCGGGCAUAAUGUUAAGGCUGUUUUUAUUUCCAUAGGUUAAGUCCCCCAGAGCCGGUGUCGUCUUUAGGUCAGAACUGUGGUGGAAAGUAUACUUGGAAGAUAGACCGUUUCUCUCAUCACCUCCAGGAUGCUAGAAAUGGAAGAAUAACAUCACUCGAGAGCCCUCCGAUUUACACAAGCCAACAAGAAUACAAGUUCUCCAUGCAUUUCUUCCCGAAAGGUGUUAAUGGUGGAGACGGACGUCACUUUGGCCUUUUUGUUGGCAUGAUGCAGGGAGAAUACGAUACUAUUCUGGAAUGGCCCUUCUGUGGACGAAUCGUUCUCACCAUCAAGGAUCAAACUGGUGAUGUUAAUGGCUUCCGCAACGAUAUCAGUGGCACUUUCAUGGCGAAAAGAAAUGUGGGAGCUUUUCAGAGACCCACUGCCGCCGGGCCAUACAGCACCCUGUAUGGCUACGCAGAGUUUGCACCGACAGACCUGGUUUGCUCCCCACAGUACUUAAAAGAUGAUACUGUGAUGAUUCAGAUCGAGAUUCAUAAAAACAUCUAA
Porites lobata is the source of this 2515-nucleotide messenger RNA. The record is from the annotation of a GenBank genome assembly. NCBI's taxonomy places the organism in Eukaryota, Metazoa, Cnidaria, Anthozoa, Scleractinia, Poritidae.